AUGCCCAAAAGCCACGGACCGGUGGAGUCCAGCGGCAGCCCCACCGCCCCGCCGGGCAGCGAGGAGGCCUUCGUGGCGCUGCCCGCUUGUCUGCCCGACCGGCCCGACGCCUGCGGCUCCCCCCGGCCCGAGCCAGGCACACCCCAGCUGAUGCCGAGCGGGCCCCUCUUCGUGCAGCUACACGCGGAGUGGACGGCGGCGCUGGCCACCUGGGGACCGGCUUGGGAAGGCCACGUGUACGGCGCCGGCGCCCUCUUCGCCCUGCUGGCAGCGUUGGCCCUGCUGGCCCUUCUGGCGCUGCCCUGCCGCCUCCGCCGCCUGGCCGCCCCCGAGGGCCGCCUGCUGGCCCUGCUGCUCCUCCUGCUGCUGGGGGCCGGCAGCGCCCGCGCCGGGCUGCUCUUCGGCCAGGCCGACGGGCGGCGGCGGGAGCGGCUCCCCGCGCUGGCCGUGCGGCUGCUGCGCGACCUGCCGCUGCCCUGCCUGACCUCGGCUCUGGCCGCCGCCCUGCUGCUGCUCUCGCGGCGCCCGCGGGCCAAGCUCUCGGCGCGCCCCGGCCUCCGCGCGCCCUGCCUUCUGGCCCUGCUGCUGCUGGGCCACUUCUCGGCCGCCGCCGGCGCCGUCCUGGCCGCCGAGCGGCUGCCGGUGCUGCUGCUGGCCUCGCGGGGGCUCUUCGCCCUGCUGGCCGCGCUGCUCUCGGCCGCCCUGCUGGGCUGCUCCUGCUUGGCACGGGGGGAGGCGGCCCAGAUCUACGACCUCCGCCCCGCCCCACCGCCCCCGGCCUGCCAGGGAUCCUUCGCCAGCGGCCGCCGGUGGAGCCGCGCCGCCCGCGCCGCCUCGACCGCCGCCGCCUUCGGGCUGCUGAGCGCCGGCCUGCACGGCUACUCGGUGCUGCACGUGCUGGGCUACGGGCUGAGCCCGGCGUUCUUCGGGCCCUGGCCCUGGUGGGCGCUGCAGCUCUCGUGCCGGCUGUGCGAGGCGGGCGUGGGGCUGCCGCUGGCCGCCUUCGGCCUCUCCCUCAUCUGCGGCUGCUCUGCCGCCGCCUGCUGCCGCCGCCUGGCCUCCCGCCCGGGCAGCUCCGCCGCCAAAGCCCCGGUGCUGCCCAGCAGCCUCCACUGGGCGCUGUCCCAGCACGAGAAACUGGUCGGGUGCGGCGACUCGGUGGUCCGUAGCCAGUCCGACUACCUCCCGCUGUGCGCUGUGCCCACCCAGGGGCCUCUCGACGCCCCCCGCGCCGCGCCCGCCUGGUCGGUGCUCAGCCUGGCCGCGGAGGCGGCGGAUCCCACGGCCGACUUCCAGCCGCCCUCACCCAUCGACCUGCGCCGCAGCAUCGACGAGGCGCUGUCGAGCGAGGGGCUCCUCGGGGGCAGCGGCGCCUUCUCCGCCUGCAGCAUCCUCUCGCUGGCCUCGGCCCCCGAGCGCCCCCUGUCCCGCGCCGCUUCCUGCCUGGAACUGGCCCCGCUCCGGCCGCAGGACGACGGGGCGGCCGCUCUGCAGCCCCGCGGGUCCGCCACCCGGCCCUCCUCCACCGCCAGCCCCAGCAGGAGCGCCGCGGGGCCUUCCCCGAGCCGCGCAGGCUCGCUCCCGUCUUCUCCGGUUGCCGGAAACCCAGGCGGGAGCCCGCUCGAGCGCUCCAGGGAGUCCCUGGCCUCGCCGGGGCAGGCCGGAGGGGACGCGGCCCUCACUGGGGAGGAGCCGAUGGCCGAUGCUGUCAGUGUUGGCAGCGACACCAUAGAUUUAUAA
Molecule: messenger RNA, 1740 nt
Organism: Thamnophis sirtalis
Lineage: Eukaryota; Metazoa; Chordata; Lepidosauria; Squamata; Natricidae
Source: RefSeq, a predicted model, not a curated record